Molecule: messenger RNA, 363 nt
Organism: Metarhizium album ARSEF 1941
Lineage: Eukaryota; Fungi; Ascomycota; Sordariomycetes; Hypocreales; Clavicipitaceae
Exons: 3
Coding region: 1-363 (120 amino acids)
Source: RefSeq, a predicted model, not a curated record
AUGACCAAAGCGCUCCAAUUGACCUCGGCCGGAUGGCUUCUCAUUUCGUUGGGACACACGGCGUCCGCCAAAGACUGGCAGGAAAACGCAAAAUUCCAGACCCUCCCGCGCAUCGCGUAUGCCUGCGCGAAAGCAGGCUGGUACCAGGGAAGCGGCUUCUUCAUCAUGAACGCUCUCAUCAACUAUGCCUGGUCCAGGAACCCGGGGCUCCUGCGGGACCCCGUCCACAAGGCCAUCGCCGGGGUCAUGAUGGCCAUCAUGUGGGUGAGUGGUUGGUGGUAUAUCAAGAAUGGCGUUGCGGGCAAUGCCGUUGCUGUUGGGGUCAUCGGUGCCCUGCAGGGAUAUUCCGCCUUUUCCGUAUGA